Messenger RNA from Symbiodinium natans, 495 nucleotides. Lineage: Eukaryota; Dinophyceae; Suessiales; Symbiodiniaceae. The record is from the annotation of a GenBank genome assembly.
AUGACUCGUGUGAUUCUCGCAUUUGCCUUUGCCGCCUUCGCCGCAGCAGAGCCGCAGAGGCCUGAGUUGCCUUCACUUCUCGGGGCACAGAGCAAGUCUGGUGACGUUCCGGAGUGCACUGGUACUGGAGACUUUCCAAGUGGUGCUCCCCUCUGCUACGGCGGCCAGCUCUUGGUGGAGACGUUUGCAAUCAAGGUGGUGAGCUAUGACGGAGCCUCCGGUGUGGUUGACAUGGAAAUGAAUGGCCCGCAGACUGGGCAGUGCUCCGGUGCAGCCUUCCACAACAACGACAAUGUCAUUACGAUUGCAGAUGGCUCCGGGUGCAAUCUAUCAGGCUCAGAGUACACCGUUCGUUACUGCCCGGACCAGGACGGCUUCAUCAUCAACCUGAUCAAGCCCUGGAACGUUGAUGUUGUCCUGUCCAGCCAAGCCUGCCCGUCGUCGCUGAAACAGGCUGAGAAUUCAGAGCCUGAAAAGCAGGCCAUUUUGCCGUGA